Messenger RNA from Rhineura floridana, 2871 nucleotides. RefSeq names its product HtrA serine peptidase 2 (gene HTRA2). Gene Ontology annotation, molecular function: protein binding; serine-type endopeptidase activity. NCBI's taxonomy places the organism in Eukaryota, Metazoa, Chordata, Lepidosauria, Squamata, Rhineuridae. Gene Ontology annotation, cellular component: mitochondrion. Gene Ontology annotation, biological process: proteolysis; positive regulation of apoptotic process; programmed cell death. The record is from RefSeq and is a predicted model, not a curated record.
UGUGGUCGAAGGGCGUGACGUGAUUGGCGAUGUAGACGCGGGCACGGAGGCUGCGCUGCCGGGGGUCGCUCUGCCGCACCAGGAGGCCCAGCACCGAGCACAUCACGCGCACGACGAACCUGCGGGACGGACGGAGAGGUGGUGAGGCAGGCAGGUGGGCGGAGGGACAGAGCGACACCCGCAUCCCCUCCCUCCCUCCUCCGCCCAGGCCCGGGUGCCUCACCUGCGCGGGGCGCUGUCCGGCAGGGCGCAGCUGACCAGGAAGACGUGCAGGCCGACGAAGAGCCGCAGCAGCAGCAGGCACAGCCCCACCGGCGCGUACACGAGCAGCGACAGCAGCAGCAGCCCGUCGCUUGGGAGCCUGGGGGGGGGGAGGGAGAGGGAGGCGGUGAGCGGGGCUUGGGGCGGCCGGGGGGGGCGGCGGCCCCGGAGCCCUCCCGUGCCCCUCCGCCACCCACCGGUGCGAGUCGAAGAGGCGGCCCGCCUCGACUGGAGCCGCGGAAGGCGGCGGCGAGGGGUCCAUGGCGGCGCCCGGUCUCCCUCCCUCUCUCCCUGCCUGUCCGUCUCUCUCUCUCUGCGGCUCGGCGCCCCUUCAGCGAGAGGCGGCGGCGGGGCCUGGCGUGGCUGGGGCCUCCCUCUCCUCCCGGGCCUCAGCGGCCAUCUCGGUCAGGCCCGCUCGGAGGGGGAAGCGCGUCAUCUCUGCGGCCUCCUGGCCCCGGCCUCGAUGCGCGCGCAGGCGCCUCCUCCUCCGGCCCGGCGGACUACGGUUCCCGGCGUGCACCGCGCCAAGACUCGGUCGCCCCAGGCUGCUUGAAGGAGCCAGCGCCGGGGCAGCGCAGGCGGCUGCUCGGCGGACGGGCGAUCGAGCCGGGAGAGCGGGCAUGGCGGCGGCGCGGCUGGGCUUGUGCGUGGGGGCUGCGUGGGGCGAGCGCGCCCACGCGGCAGGGGUCUCGGCGCUGGGGCUGCUAGCCGGGCGAGGCGGCGGCGGAGGGAGCCGCAGCUGUAGCUGUAGCCGCCCCGGCCCUGGCCCUUCCUUCGGCCCCUCCCCGCGCCGGCGCUGGGCAUGGCUAGCGGCGGGGGUGGCGGGGGGGUGGCGGGGGCGCUGUUGCUCUGGGGGGGUCGCGAGAGGGGGGCCCCCGCGGGCUGCCUCUCGCUCGCCCUCCAUCCGCUGCGCGCCGCCGCCCUCCUCGCCGCCGCCGCCGCCUGCUCCGGGCUCCCCGCGGGCCACCUAUAACUUCAUCGCCGACGUGGUGGAGCGGACGGCGCCGGCCUUGGUGUACAUCGAGAUCCUGGGCAGGCACCCGUUCUCCGGCAGGGAGGUGCCCAUCUCCAACGGCUCCGGCUUUGUAGUGUCUGCAGACGGGCUGAUUGUCACCAAUGCCCACGUGGUGGCAAACCGGAGGCGGGUGCGGGUGCGCCUGGCCAGCGGGGAGGAAUACGACGCGGUUGUGCGGCAAGUGGACCAGGUGGCAGACAUUGCCGCCAUCAAGAUCGACGCUAAGCACCCUCUGCCCAUGCUGCCCCUGGGCCGCUCUUCUGACGUGCGCCAGGGGGAGUUUGUGGUUGCCAUGGGCAGCCCCUUUGCCCUGCGGAACACCAUUACUUCUGGCAUCGUCAGCUCAGCCCAGCGGGGGGGCCGGGAGCUGGGCUUGGCCGCUUCUGACAUGGAGUACAUCCAGACAGACGCUGCAAUUGACUUUGGGAACUCCGGGGGACCUCUUGUCAAUCUUGACGGUGAGGUGAUUGGUGUGAACACCAUGAAGGUGACCCCUGGGAUCUCGUUUGCCAUCCCCUCUGACAGGCUGAGAGACUUCUUGGAGCAGGAGAAGAGGCGCAAGGACUCCUGGUUCAGCAGCACGGAGGAGGGCAAGAGGCGCUACAUUGGGGUGACGAUGCUGACCCUGACAUCCAGCAUCCUGUCUGAGCUGAGGAUGAGGGAUCCCACCUUCCCCGACAUCUCCUAUGGGGUCCUCAUCCACAAGGUGAUCAUUGGCUCUCCGGCACAUCAGGCUGGUCUGAAGGCAGGUGACGUGGUCGUGGAGAUCAAUGGGAAGGCGUCCCGGCGGGCAGAGGACGUCUAUGAGGCAGUGCACAGCCAGGCGCACCUCACCCUGCUGGUACGGCGUGGCUAUGAGGCCCUGCUGCUGACCGUCACUCCAGAAGUUGCUGAAUAGGAGGUGGGGGUGUCAUUUUGGGUCCUUGCUUGGAAACAGACUUCACCUUCAACACGGAGAGGACCAACGCUGACCUCUGCUCCCGUAGAAGACGGGGCUGCCUGUGCCCAAUAGCAGGGGCUGGCGACAGCCCCGCAGGCGCGGAAAGGCAGCUUGAUGGAUGACUUGUUCAGUUGCUAAACAGUUCCUUUUUCAUGGUGCGGGUCCUUCAGGGACAAGUGACCUCAGCUGCCUGUUUCUUGGGUGCUUCACUCACAGGCUGCCCCCCUCCCCGCCAUGCUCAGAAUCGCAUGGCAAGCCAAGACCAGAGGGCCCAGCUGGCCCGACCUCCCACCCCUGUGCCUUCCACUCGCUGGGAACGCAGCACUGUGCAGUGGGAAUGCAUAAGAAUGUUCUCUUGUCAGCUACGGAGAAGCGGCUGAGAGAGAGGAUGGGGUCUCUGGCUGCAGAAGGUGGCGUUAAGGGGAGGGGGAAGUGGAGACUGGGAGGAAAGGGGGCAGUGGUGCUGUUGAUAGGAUGGAGUCCUCUGCCCUCCUGCGUGCCGUGAAGGACUACAACCAGGACUAGAACCCUGUCCUGCGACAACUCUCAGCCCGCUGCUAGGGCUGGUAGCAGAGGCAGGUGAGAGGGAUGUGCACCGUGGCCUUUCCCACUCCCCCUCAGUUUUGCUCAAAUAAAUAAAUCCCACAUUUUACAA